Molecule: messenger RNA, 3060 nt
Organism: Symbiodinium sp. CCMP2592
Lineage: Eukaryota; Dinophyceae; Suessiales; Symbiodiniaceae
Source: the annotation of a GenBank genome assembly
AUGCAGAGUAUCGCGGACUUCCCUGGCUACACUACGCAGCCGCCGUUCAACCUAGUUCCCAACUCGACGCAAGUGGGGACCGCCACCUGGUUUCCAGGGGACUUGGUGGUCGUGAACCAGCUGGACCUGGGCUCCGGGCCGCAGGACUGGUCUAUUGGCUGUAACCUCGACAGAGUCGUGGUGCAAUCCCUCGACGGCCCGGCGACCCGUUUCGUCCUUCAAGUGACCGGCGAUGUGCCCACGGCUUUCUCUCGAUCUGCUUGGAGCUUUAGCGGACGGGUCUACUGUGCCGGUCUUCGGGAUGGAGGAGCAGGACAAUCACGCGGUGUCUAUGAGAUCUUCCCCGGAGAAAUCAACAUCACCAACAACUCCAUUCCAUUGACCUACGUCCUGGUACCGGAAUUCUUCCCUUCUUUCCCUGGUGAUGGGUUGAACUGCUUGAAUGGGACCAGCCAAUUCCCAAAUUCGACGACGACCACGACGAAUCCGCCCUGCUUCAGUGACCCCAUUUCGUGCCAAGAAUUCGCAAGCGUUCCGCUGCAAAUGGACAGAGUCUUCAACCAAUUUGGCUGUCAGGGUGCGAUCAAGGCCCUCAACGUGACCACGGGGCUCUACGAGGAGCUCUGCCGCUCAAACAACGACCCGGGAAUAUGUUACAGCGGCUGUGGCAUUAACCCUGAGGACAACAUGAUCUACUGCGAGACGUUCGAUGGGUUCCGUACACUUACGCGGUUGACAUGCAAUACGACGACUGGCCUCUUGACCCACUGCUUUGUGGGGGCGCUAAAUGCGAAUACAGCGGCAACGUUCAAUCCAACGGACAAUGCUUACAUUGGCAACUCCGGCCGGCUGUUUCAAUUGCUAAAUACGAGCCAAUUCCCGGCCUUCGAGAAUCGGCCGCCUGCUGACGGGUCGACAAACCUCGCCGACUUCUCCACCAUCAUCGGGCCGCGCCUCGAUGCUCGCGGCCUUACAAUGGCAAGGUACGACCUCUUCGGGCUCGGGCUGCAGGAUUGGGUGGUGGCAUGCAACGGUAACAUUGUCACGUUCCAGUCGGUACUGAACUUCAAUCAGAACUUCGUCCUGAACGUCGUCGGAGCUGACCUGACCGGACUUGCUCCAACCCAGUGGACUUUCAACAACCAAGUCUACUGUGCAUACCCCUUCGGCGUCUACGAGGUGCUGCUGGAGUUUGCCAGUCUCUCCACCUUCACGGUGUACUUGUCCGAGGUCAGUAAUGCGCGGACAACCGCCCAAGGAGUCUUCGUUGAAGGCAUGAAUUGCCAAAACACGGCCAGUCCUUUUCCCGAGGCUACGACUACCACCUCCACCACAACCACCACGACGCCCCCGCCCUUGGAAGUGUGCAACAGCACUCCAUGGAACUGCUCCGAUCAGGCCCUACAGCUGAUCAAUGACAUAUCAGACGGGCAAUGCGUCGGGUCCACCAUCCAAGCUCUCAAUCUGACGACAGGGGAGUACGAGGUCCUUUGCCAAUUCCCGGGCGAAUGCUUCAACGCUUGCGGAAUCAACCCGAUCGACAACACGAGCUACUGCCUCACGCAGGAGGGAGGAACCACGAGCUACCUAACUCGGCUCACCUGUCCGAUCGGUGACGGAUCGGGGCCCACCAUGGGGGAAGCAUGCUUCCUAGGAUUGACUUUUGCAUCCGUGGCCGCGGGUUUUGAGCCAGAGAAUGGGACCUUCGCCUUCGUUUCAACCGUUCUCUACACGCAGGACGGCCUCGAGAACCUCCCGGGCUACAACCGCCGCCCUCUGCCGUCGGACAAUGUCACCUACGACCUGAGAGGGGAUGCUGUGCCCGUCGUGAACUCGCAGGGCAAGGUCAUCGAUGGAGCCGACCUCACGGUUCGCAGGACCGAUCUGGGUAACGUGACUGGGGAGCAGAACUGGGCGGUGUCGUGCCAAGACAACUUUGUCAUGUUCCAGUCGCUGCAGGUGCCGGACAAUUUCUACAGCCUGUCGAUGGAAGGUUCCUCACCUUCCGGGCCGGCUGGCGCCCAGUGGGAGUUUGAGGGUCGCGUGUACUGUGCUUACAACAACAACGGGGAGGUCUUCGAGGUCCUGAUCGACACGGCAGAAUUGCAGAACAACACUGUGAUCACCGGAUUCGUGCAAAAUUCGGCAGAAGUGUCGUCCAAUGACGGUCUAAACUGCCUCAGCGUUCCGACGCCUUUUGGUGAAGCUGUCACGACCACGACCACGACUUCGACUACCACGACUGCUCCAACCACCACAACCACUGAAGCCCCGACAACUACGACCACCGCCGCUCCAACAACCACUACAACGGUUGCUCCCGCAACCACCACUACCACCACCGCUGCUCCCACAACCACCACCACCACAGCUGCUCCCACGACCACGACUACACUCGCCCCCACGACCACGACCACCGCCGCUCCCACGACUACCACCACCACAGGUGCGCCCACGACUACGACAACCCUCGCCCCCACGACAACGACCACCGCUGCCCCUACGACAACGACCACCGCUGCCCCCACGACUACCACCACCACGGUUGCUCCCACGACUACGACUACCCUUGCCCCUACGACAACGACCACCGCUGCUCCCACGACUACCACCACAACAGUUGCUCCCACGACUACGACCACCCUCGCCCCUACGACAACGACCACCGCCGCUCCCACGACUACCACCACCACGGUUGCUCCCACGACUACGACUACCCUCGCCCCCACGACAACGACCACCGCCGCUCCCACGACUACGACAACAGCUGCUCCGUCAACCACAACCACUGCUAUGCCAACGACCACUACUCCGGAAGCCACAACAACGGAUGUGUCGACCUCAACUACCACGAGCACUUCGGUUCAAACUACAGCGCCAGAUGUUCCAACUACGACGACGAUGACUGGACCGGACACCACGACCAAGAAGCCCUACUACAAGUACUACGGCAGGCACCACCGUCAUCGUUGCGCAAGAUGGUGCAAGUGGCAACCGCCUGAGACUUGGAAGCUGAACCCCCUCUGCCGGGGGUGCAAGAAAGGCGGUGGCCCGAAAUGA